AGUACUUUAAAGUAUUUCGGGGCGUUCCUAAAAGACGUAGAAUCGCAAACUAGCGCGAGGUCGCGCUGUUUGAAAGGAGGGAGUAGUGUAACGACCCUGGGUUUAUAAACGCGUAUAUCGACUAUUCCGCUUGAGCAUGCUCUUGGGGCAAAGUCUUUAGCGGGCUAGAAGGUCGAGGGUUGAGACUUGCUCCCUGCCUGCUUCAUUACAGUACGUUUUGUCGCAUGAAGAUGACAGCGUGUAGAAAAUAUUGCGUCACAUCGUGAAAUAUCCAAUCAUAAUUUAGUAUUUUAUUGCGACAAAUUUGAAAAUGUUUCACGUCGCAGUCGACGUCCGUGAAUCUCGAAAACCCGAUCCUUGUUGCCAACGUCGGGUUUUCGAGACUAACGUAAGACGUCCGUCGGCUUUGGGCCCGAAGAGAACCAAACGAAUGAGGGGAAUGAAGUGCUUCAAUUGUAAUGUUUAAUUGAUAAAACGUUGUCUGAAGACAUGGAUGACGUGGUCAAAACUAAGCUUAAGAGCAAUGCCAAGAUUUACAGUAACACUUUGGAGCGAAUAGUUCAAAAGUAUUCAAAGCUGCAUGACAAUGGGACUGAGGUGAACCUGGAGGACAUAACACCCGAAGAGGUGAGAGUAUGCAUGGUCAAGUCAGAGUUGGAACUAUCAAAGCUGGGAUUGUCAAAGAGUGAUGUUGACCUGGCAGAGCUGUCACUAGGAGAUGUUUCUGAAAUACACAGGCCACAGAACAUCAUUAGAGACUUCAAGAUGGACAUCUCAUACCACCAGGAUGAUCCCAACGAUGAUUGUGUAGAUGAGGGUGCUGGCCCUGUCAACAGUAAUGAUUCUGUUAUGCAGCAGGCUACAGAGAACAGCCACUUGGUGGAUAAUUCCAAACUGAAUGGGACUAGGAGUAGCCUGUGGGGUGCGCCAGAGGAGCUGGAGCGCUCUCUGAGCAGUCAUCGUAGCACUCUACUGGACCAGUAUCCCAGCAUGGUCAGCCAGGUAGGAGAGGCCUGGCGGCGCCAACAUAUGUCCGACGUGGCUGUAGGCGUUUUGAGGAGGUACCACAGGCUCAGGUGGUUCUCUAACAGAAACCUCAAUAACCGCACCUUCAACAUCAGACCUGCUCACAGAAAGACUACCCUCAACAAUGGCCAAUCCUUUCUCCAAACACCUCAGAACACCAUACUGAAUGUGGGUAAUCCCAAGAGUCCAAAGUUGAACCUCAAAAUGACAACAACCCACACCCAUCUUCCUCCACAGACCAAGGUCAACCUCCAGGAAUGGCCAGCAGAGAGGCUGUCCCACAGGAAGGGUACAGAUUCAGGGAACGGACAACCGUCCCACCCUGUUCUAGUGAUGGACUUCUCCUCUCGCCUCUCCUCUGCAGGCUCCAGUCCUGCCUCCUCCCCUCCCUCUGCAGCCCCCUCCCUUCUCUCUGCUCCCUCCUUUGUAGACUCCUCUCCUCCCUCCUCUGCAGCCUCCCUUCCCUCUUCUCUCUCCUCUGCAGACUCCUCCCUACAGGAGAGCCCUGAGCCGGAGGAGCCCCCCUUAAACCAAACCUUCAUGGUGUCCAUGCCCUCUUCCCCAUCCCCCAGGGUUAGACAUACUACCCUGGACUUCAGUCCUGCCAGAUCUGAAGACACCUUCACAGCAGGAGGGUUGAGCAGUCCAUCUCUAAGGAAGUGUGCCCUACCCACAUUUCCCCAUCAGAGGUUUUUCACAGCGGUAUGCCCUGUGGUCUGUAUGGAGAUGUCUUCAGACUACCGCUCCCCAGUAGUACAGAGUCCCUACAGAGCCAGACUGCUGAUCUGGGACAGCCAGCGUGCAGCAUCUAACGCCCACCAUAGAAGCCCCAAGUCAGGCUUUGCUGGAUAUCAUCAAAUAAACACUGUGGAGCCCAGAUCUUCCCCUGAGUCUUCACCCUCCUCUCUUCAUAGGCCUCUGAUGCCACCCAGGAAGCCCCACCACCUGGACUCCUGCAAUCCCUCCCAGCUGAAACUCCAAUCGUCUAGAUUAUCAUCUGAUCAUGAGUCUGGGGCAGGCCAGCCAAGGCUCCGGCGACACUAUUCCCUGGAUUCCUUCUCCCCAUCUGUCAGUCUCUUACGAAACUCUGCUAAGCAGAUUGACAAGGACUUCCAGAAGCUCUACCAUAGUCUUGUCUGUCAGGGCAAAUCCUCCUCCUGCUGUACAUGUGAGAGGAGAGAAGAGACCACCAGAGGAACCUCCUCUUCUGCUCUGGCUGCCCUGGCCCUGUCUCCUCACCACUCUGUCAUGAAGAAGCGUCGCAGGGAGCUGGUCCAAGAACAGUCCCCAGAGUCCAAACGUUACAGGGAUAGCUCCUUUGCUUACUCCCCAGGAUCCCUCCGCCAGAGGGUAGAAAUGUUCAGGUGCCAGAACCGCUCAGACAGCCAUUUGUCCUCCAACCAGUGGGACAUCUCCUGUGACUCCCACAACUGGAGCCCCCGCAGGGCCAGUCUGGCUCAUACCCACCACAGCCCCCAUCACCAACAUCACUCAUCAAAUGUAGCAGUCAGGAAAGCUGAAGGCUCCUGGCCUGGCCUGCAUGUUGAUCAGCACUCUCCUGCUUGGAGAGAGAAAUACAGCCGAUUUGUUGGACUUGAAGGAAAGUCAAUUGUCAAGGCUGAGUGCCAAUGUGGCUGUUCGCCAAGUUUCUCUAGGAGACAGCUUCUGUAUAAAUGAUGUCAACCCACAGAAAGGCUGUCCUGUCCUGCACCUCUACCUGAGUUUUUUUUUAUAUGCCAGAGUUGAAAACAUCUCUGCUGUUUAUCUGCAUUUGAAAACAUACUUAGGAUGUCCCAAUAACCAUGAA
Molecule: messenger RNA, 2833 nt
Organism: Oncorhynchus keta (chum salmon)
Lineage: Eukaryota; Metazoa; Chordata; Actinopteri; Salmoniformes; Salmonidae
Product: serine/arginine repetitive matrix protein 2
Exons: 10
Coding region: 490-2703 (737 amino acids)
Source: RefSeq, a predicted model, not a curated record